CAUCCGGCCCACACCACACAGGAGAUUCUGGGGCGGCAUGGCGGCGCUAGUCGAGAAGCUCGUCCGACUCAUCGCUCGGGCCUUCUACUCGGACGAGCAUAUCGUCGUGCUUGAAGCUCUCCUGCGCGAGCGCUUCCUAAAGGACGACGAGAUGGGCAACGCAGUGAACCUCCAGACAAAGCAAGUGCGCAAGAUCUGCCAUGAUCUCGAGAAGGAAGACAUGAUCUCUCGCGAGGAGCUCAACGACAAGAAGCUCGGGGGCGCGUCCAAGGCGACGUAUUGGUACAUCGACUACAAGCACUUUGUCAACGUCGUGCGCUACCGCCUGUACAUCAUCGCGCACCAUCUCAAGGAGAGCGAGCAGCUCGAGAUUGAGCGGCAGACCUUUCGGUGCUCCAACGAUGACUGCGGACGCGAGUACACGGCCCUCGAGGCGCAGCUUCUCCUCACGCCCGAUGUCUACGAGUUCCACUGCGGUCAUUGCAACUUCAAGCUCGUCGAGUGUGACAACAACGAGAAGCUUCAAACGAUCAAGGGGCUCCUGGCCAAGUUUAAGGUCCAGCUCAACCGCCAAGAAGACAUGCACGAUGGCAUCUACGAGUGCUUGGCGCGUAUUAGCGAGUGGCAAAACUCGGGCCAGGCCCUCCCAAGCAAUCUGCCGAGCGAGAACCGCGCCGCUGGUAUCGGCGGCGCGUCCACGGCCAAGAUGAACGGCCGCAAUGGCGGUGGCGGCGGUGGUGGCGGUGGGGGUCCUGGUGGCAACCGUGGUGGCGACGAAAAGACCUCGGGCCUCUACGGCAAGUUUGAGGAUGCCAAGAUCGUGAUCGACAUUGCUGAAAACGCCAACCAGGAUGAGUACUCGACGCUCAACCCCAACAAGCCGAAGGAAGAAAUCAAGCUCCAAACGGCCAACUCGGGGCCGGCGAUGCCCGAGUUUAUCAUGGGCAGCAAGAUGAGCGACAACAUGGCUGCCAAGUACAAGAAGAACGCGAUUCCCGAGGUCCUCGCAACCAGUGCGUCGGCCGCGAGCCUCAACGCCGGUGUCAGUAUGGGCCUCUCGUCCCGCGAGGCGGAGAUGCGCGAGGAAGCCUUCCGUGAGGCAUACAAGCGCGAAAUGGAGCGGUACAACGAGAUCAACGCGGCCGAGGUCGUGUGGGACUCUGUGAGUGGCAACAAGUGGGUCGACGCGGCCUCGAAAGAGGACGAAGACCUCGAAGACAUGGAGUGGGAGUGGUGCGACUCGACGCAAGACGAUACCUAUGACGAGGAGCAGCAGUCCGUCAUGGUGUCUGUCAACGGCUGUCCGACACCCAUCGUGAAGCUCACGGACGACGACCUCACGCGCAUGACACCCGACGAAUAUGCAGCCUUUUACCAACUCUGCCGCUCCAUGAUGGUCUAAGCUCUGAAAGAAAAAGACAAAUAUGUAUCAGA
Saprolegnia diclina VS20 is the source of this 1434-nucleotide messenger RNA. RefSeq lists its product as hypothetical. NCBI's taxonomy places the organism in Eukaryota, Oomycota, Saprolegniomycetes, Saprolegniales, Saprolegniaceae. The coding region runs from base 38 to 1402 and encodes 454 amino acids. Gene Ontology annotation, cellular component: transcription factor TFIIE complex. The record is from RefSeq and is a predicted model, not a curated record. Gene Ontology annotation, biological process: transcription initiation at RNA polymerase II promoter; transcription open complex formation at RNA polymerase II promoter. The transcript is spliced from 11 exons.